Paramuricea clavata is the source of this 2934-nucleotide messenger RNA. The record is from the annotation of a GenBank genome assembly. Lineage: Eukaryota; Metazoa; Cnidaria; Anthozoa; Malacalcyonacea; Plexauridae.
AUGGACGAAAGUUCAUGCAUUAUUCAUUUCACGGGAAAAGGCGGGCAAAUAAAAUCUUUAACCACUGAAACAUUAACGAAAAUAAUCGAACGAAGAAAACAGUGGCUGAAUCUCCCUGAAAAAUACGGAGAAUUCAGCGAUGUUGCGGAGAAAACGUACGCUCAUAUCCCUGCCAACAAAGAUGAGGUAUGUGAACAUGACGAAAAACUUGGUUAUCAUGUUUCUUGCUAUCGAAAUUUUACUGACAAAACCAAGCUUGAGAGAGUGGAAUCAACGCUCGCGAAUUUAAAGAGAAAGAAAGACGAAUGUGAAAACCAAGACGAUGAUCCUGUUCCCCAGAAAAGGACACCGACAAGGCAGUCGUCCCGAAUUCAAAAACAAAGCUGUUCCCCUACUAUAUCUAUUUCUGUUCGUGGAAAUAUUCUACCGAAAAGGUGCUUGGUUUGUAAAAAAGCAAAACCUAUUAGUGUAUUUGAACCAGUGAGUAUAGUGAAACAUUGUUUUUAUUUAUUACUUCAAAUAUAAGAGAGGUGAUCUGAGAUUGUUCUUAUUAUAAAGCCCGAAUCAAGUGAGAGCGGAGGAUCGCAAGUUGGCAGUCAAGAUUUACUAUCGUAACAGUCGUUUUAGCAUUAACAAAAUAACUGCUUCGUGAUUUCCAACUAGCGUGAUUGCCAACUUGCGUUCUCGUUUGAUUCAGGCUCUAAUUAUAGUUUCCAUUUUUGUAGCACUCGCGAAAGUAUAAAAAACAGUUCCUAUCAUUGGCACAAACAAUUACGGCAGGAGCACUACAAGAAGCAGCCAAACUACAUAAUGACACUGAUUUGCUUCGUGAAAUUGCAGGGAAAGACUGUGUUGCAAUUGAAGCACGGUAUCAUAAAAAGUGCUAUUUACAGUAUACAAAGAUUUUAACGCGCAAGAUCAAACCUAUUGGUGCAACAGUUUAUGACAAUGCGUUUGACAUUUUUUGUGCUGAAAUUAUUGAAGAAAGAAUUGUUGGUAACAAGGAAAUACUUCUUCUCAGCUAUUUGCUGGUGGAAUUUAUUAAGAUUGUCAAAAAAUUGAAUGGAGAAACUAUUGUGUACCAAUCAACUAGGUUGAAGAAUAGGAUCCAAGCGCGUUAUCCAAAUAUUGUCUUCCAUUCAUCAAAGAUGAUGAACAAAGGUAUUCUCAAUCCUGUAGCCAAAUUCAGCUGACAAUAUAAACAAAUCCUUCAUUAUUUUGUUUUUUCUUGAUCCCUGUAUUGGGUUUUGGAGAUGUAUAUUUUUCAGUUUUGUUUUUUAAAGGUAUCCUUGUGUAUGCAGAUUGCGUUGUUACAGGAGAUGUAGCUGAUGAAGUGAUGGAUACAAGUAAAGAUGAAGACACAGAUGAAGAGGAUGAAAAUAGUGAUGAAGGCUGCCGCAUGAGUACAAAUUAUGACCCAGAUGAGAUGUUUGAUUGCCCUUUGUCUCAGUUGUUUUAUGUUGCAAUGAACUUAAAAAAUCUUCUUAAUAAUAAUAAAGGGAUGAGUGUAGUUUGGCCACCCGACUCGCAUGACCUAUCAAUGGAAGAAGCAACCAAAUCAAUCCCCUCUAGAUUGUUUAAUUUUAUUGCUUGGAUGUUAGGAUUUUCAGUUGAACCAGUUGAAGAGAGUAAGGUAUCCAUAAGUGAUAGCGAAACUUGUAAGGUUGUUUCGAUUGCACAAGAUCUCGUUUAUAUAGCGUCAAAAGGAAAAAAGUUUACGCACAAGUCACUAGCACUCGCAAUGGCCACUCGCCACAUUACUGGUUCUGUUAAGCUUGUUAAGAUUCUCCAUGGUUUAGGGCAUUGUGUUUCUCCAGCAACAGUAUAUAAACAUGACUCAGCGUUAGCUUUAAGUUGUAAUAAUACUGAUCAGAAUUUAAUUAUUCCCAGGAAUAUAAAUCCAGGAUCAUUUUCAACCAUAAUAUGGGACAACAAUGAUUUUAAUGAGGAGACAGUAUCGGGAAAAGGAACUACUCAUGUUGCCAAUGGUAUAAUUGUGCAAACAAAAUCCAAUGACACACCAUUAUUACCGAAAAUAGAAGUUAGCAAAACAGUACGCACCUAUCAAACCUCCAGAGACAGAUAUUCUUCCUUAUUUGUUGGUCAAGAAAGGACUGCCGUCUUUAUUCAGUCACAAAGACGAAUUAGUCUUGGAUAAUAAGAGUCAUCGCCAACAUCAGAGUGAUGGAAGAAUAUUUGAUUUUGCAUAUAUUUUGUCCAAAUUACACCCUGCACCCAAUGGAGUAAUCUUACCAAGCUGGACAGCGUUCAACACCAAGACAAAUCCGACUAUACCAACGCAGGCAACUAUUGGAUAUUUACCUGUUAUUGAUGCCUCCGUGACAGAUUUAGCAACCGUUGUCUUAAUUCGGAGUGUCUUAAUUUGCAAAGAACUGCAGCAACCACAGAUUGUGCUGGUGUUCGACAAGGCAAUAUACGCGAAAGCACAAAUGAUUCGAUGGAAUCAUGAAGAAUACCUCAAUAAGACUGUCAUUAGAUUAGGUGAUUUCCACACUGUGAUGUCGUAUUGUACUGGAAUAUCCAAAAUUUUCAAGGAUGCAGGCUUAACGGUAUAUAAUUACAUAAUAUAGUGACAGGUUUAUAUUAAAUAUCUUGCUGUAGAUUGUUGACAGUACAUUUGACUAUAUUCAUGAUGUCUUGUAUUUAACCUAGGACAUUUUCAUUGAAUCUGGAAUUGUUGCUCCUGGAUCCAUUACUGGUGUUCUUUCUGGGAAUCACUAUAACCGCUGUGUCAGAGCACAUAAGUUGGUUUACGAGGCAUUACAACGAAUGAGAUUACAAACAUACAUUAAUUCAUUAUUUGAAUCCGAAUCCGAAGAAUUUUUUUCCCAUUGUCAGCUUCUCACAGAGUGUUUUGAAAAUGAUACGUUCAAAGAGUUUUGCCUCGAAACCAAUACAUUAGACGAGUUAUAG